CCGACACCAGCCUGCGCACAACAUGCACCACAACGGGAGAGACUACAAUGGCUUCUCAUGAUCAUCUCCGAUCUUCGUGCAGGUAGCAGCAAUGGCGCUUUCGAGCUGGAAGCAAUUCCCCUUCUUCAACGUAUCUCAGGUUCCUGUGCCUGCAGAUGAAGAGGGAUCGUAUAUCUUCGAGGUGUGUCUUACCGGUCAGCCUCGAGACGUGCCCUAACUCCCGAUGUCAGAAUGAUAUUGUAUCUAUAGCUACUGGCUCCGAUUCUCUGUUCCUCGGCUCCUCGAACGGCUCGGUGCGCGUCCUUUCUCGAGCGCUGAAAGUCGUCCGAACAUUCCAGGCAUCCGACACGUCAGAUGCUUCUAUCACGCACAUUAAACAGAUACCUGAGACACCUUUUCUGGUUACAAUCUCUGAGAAUCUAUCAUCGGAACCCUUCCUGAAGGUAUGGGCGCUGGACAAGACCGAGAAGAAGACGGGAGGACCUCGGUGUCUGUGUACAAUUGCGGUUCAGAAUGGCAGAAGACAGUUCCCUGUCUCGGCACUUGUCGUUCUAGAUGAUAUGAGUCAAGUGGCUGUCGGCUUUGCAAAUGGCUCUGUGACUGUCAUACGGGGAGACUUCGUUCAUGACAGAGGAACCAAGCAGCGGACUGUGUUCGAAUCGGAGGAUCCCAUAACUGGUCUCGAGAUCCGACAGAACGCCACAAAGGUCCUAUACAUCGCAAACACGGCGAAAAUAUGCAGUCUCAUUAUUUCUGGCAAAGGUCAGGGCCAGACUGCACGUACGGUAGACAAUCGAGGGUGCAAUGUCGGCUGUAUGACACAAGAUCGCGAAACUGGCGACAUCGUGAUUGCUCGGGAAGACGCCAUUCAUUACUAUGGCCCAGGAGGGCGCGGGCCCAGCUAUGCCUUCGAAGGACCGAAAAAGAUAGUCAAGAUGUACAAGGAAUACGUUGGUUUAGUCUGUCCACCUCGAGUGGCACAAGUCUCCAAAUCCAAGACCUUCAGACGAUUGGCAGGCGACGAGAUUCACGAGCUAUUCAGUAGUUCGUCGUUCACCUUGCUUGAUACCGACCUCAAAUUCAUCGCUCAUACCGAGUCAUUACCGGCGCAGGUCAAGGAUGUCUUUGUCGAAUGGGAUGAGCUGUUCCUUUUGACUUCUGAGGGCAAGCUGUUCAGGUACCAGGAAAAAACACUUCAGCAGAAGCUUGAGAUCCUCUAUCAGCGCAACUUGUAUAUUUACGCCAUAAACCUUGCCCAGAAGGCCGGGGCCGACAAAGUCCAGCAGAACAUCAUUUUCCGGAAGUACGGUGAUUAUUUAUAUCAGAAAGGUGACUAUGACACAGCAAUGCAGCAAUAUUUGAGGGCGAUAGACAAUACAGAACCAUCACAGGUCAUACGGCGGUUCCUAGACACACAGAGAAUCCACAACCUCAUUGAUUACCUUGAAGAGUUACACGAACAUGAUAAAGCAUCUCCUGACCAUACAACAUUGCUCCUGAACUGUUACGCGAAACUGAAGGACACCGAGAAGCUCGACGCCUUCAUCCGGGCAUCUGGCACAGCAAGAUUCGACAUCGAGACAGCCAUUGCAAUGUGCCGUCAGGGUGGAUAUUAUGAUCAAGCAGCAUACCUCGCCACGAAACAUGGUGAGAACGAGUUGGUGAUUGACAUUUUGAUUGAGGACUCGAAAAAAUAUGCCGAAGCCUUGCAGUAUAUCUGGCGACUCAACCCAGAUACAGCGUACCCAGUAUUGAUGAAGUACGCCCGAAGCCUCAUUGAACAUUGUCCAGAAGAGACAACAAAGUUGUUCAUCGAGUACUACACUGGCCGAUAUGCUCCGAAGCAAGACAUACCAGCUGUAUCGGAGGUCCAGGCGCAGAGUGGCGGAGGCGCAUUUCAGACUUUGUCAGCACUCUGGACGCUGCCAUUCAUGAGUAGAGCAUCCAACGUCAAUGGGAUACCAACAGGCGAUGAACAGAAACCCCUCGGGGAGGAGACACAGCCAACGUCAGUCGUUGUAACUCCGUCAUAUCUUGUUCCUCGACCCCGAAGUGCAUUCUCUGCCUUCAUUGCACGUCCCGUUGAAUUUAUCCAAUUCCUCGAAGCGCUCGUCCGUCAGGAAAGUCUAGCGAAAGAAGACAGGUCGGAUUUGUCGACUACCCUCUUCGAAAUGUACCUCGAGGCAGCAAACAGUUCUCGAGAUCCUGGUGAAAGGGACAACUGGCAGGUCAAGGCAACCAGCUUGAUUGCGGACAAUAAGACAGAGUCACUAGAUGAGUCCACAAUCGACACCUCCAAUGUCCUCUUGUUGUCGUCAUUGUCGAAAUUCCCAACCGGCACGACAUUAGUACGAGAACGAGAAAACCUCUAUGCAGAUAUUUUCCGAUCCUUCACUUCAGCAAAAGACACCUCUGGCGCCAUUUCAGCGUUGAGAAAGUACGGUGAAAAGGAUCCUUCACUAUAUCCACUCGCAUUAGGGUAUUUUUCUUCCUCGGAAGGGAUCCUCAAGGAGCCAGGAGUCAAGGAUGAGCUUCAGAAUGUUCUCAAGAAAAUUGACCAGGAGAAACUAAUGGCGCCGCUCCAAGUGGUCAAGGUUCUCUCCCAAGGAGGGGCGGUGAGUAUGGGCAUGGUCAAGGCGUAUCUAUCUGACAACAUUCAACGAGAAAGAAAGGAAAUCCAAACUAAUCGUCGUUUGAUCGACUCCUACCGAACAGAAACCGCGUCGAAAAGGUCUGAAUUGACGGAUCUUGAGACGAAGCCUGUUGUGUUUCAGGCACGACGCUGCUCCUCUUGUGCCCGAAAUCUGACAUUACCUACGGUUCACUUCAUGUGCAAACACUCGUUUCAUCAAGAAUGUUUAAACAAGCCAGGUCUUGGUUUGGACGAGGACGAGGACGACCAGAUCGAGUGCCCUAUAUGCAAACCGGGCAACGACACUAUUCGAGCAAUUCGCCGACAGCAAGUGGAGAGUACCGAGCAACACGAUCUCUUCAAGGCAGCCUUGGCCCGAAGCAACAGCCGAUUUGAGACCGUGAGCGAAUUCUUCGGACGUGGUGUGAUGGGCACAAUACCUGCAGCAGAAUGAUUAGGUCAUCGGGCAGAAGAAAGACGAAUUUCAAAUAUCGCAAUUGAUCCUGGGGGCAGCGCUGGACAUACAAGUAACUUGGUGCGAUUGAAUAGCCCAGAGCCUAUCCCGAGAACAGACGCAAAGCCUAGCGACGAUCGGGCCAGAUGACGAUGGUGGGGGUGAACGGCAUGCGUCCCUCAAGGGUUGCACCUCUGUGCAAUGAGAGCCAAGUCCUGUACGAGUACGAGUUCGUGGUACAACCCGGAUCCCAACAGAAAUCGAAACUCAGCCUCCAUAGCCUCAGCGGAAUGUAGCGAUAAGCACAUUGCAGGAACGGCGUGAGACUCGCCUGAGUCAUUCGUGGGUCACCUUCAGAGUAUCUACUGAGGUAUCGCUGCAGGUGGGACAUACAGAUUUUGUCGACUCGUAGUGAGACGUUUUUCUAUUUGUAGGGCUGCGCCUCGACCGGGGUUCGCGAGCCUAAGUUCUGGCUGGUAUAGCGGUGGAGUCUGGUGGCGUGGCGGGGAGCAGUAGAGGAUCGAGGAAAUGGGUUCCUUGCUGAAAGCCAGACCAUGAACACAACAUGAUGGGAUGAUAAGCACAUGGUCUGUUAUUGAACUUGAUUGUCGUGUGGUUGUCUUGUGUGAAGGAUCGACGACCAGGCGUACCAUUAUGUUGGAACAUUAGCCAGGAUAUCGUCGCGGGGACUGAUCUGUGAAUGCUUCUAUACAGAAUAACGGGACGGGGACUCGCUAGAGCAAAAGCUUCGGGUCAGACUAGUCGGAAGGGCUAUGUUUCCUUUGAUAUUCUUGGUGCGUGUUCGAAGUGGACGAGUACUCCUACUCAUCCGGGGGAUAUGCAGCCCUCGCCUUCUUCUGAAGGACCCCAGUGGCCGAAAGUGAGGGCGAGGUUCGUGUACCUGUCAGUCGAGGACAGAGCCGUAUGCCGCACAUGCCUGUACCUGGAAGUGCCCAGCGUGGUGUACCCCAUAUUGACUGGCUAGUUGGUUGGG
Molecule: messenger RNA, 4080 nt
Organism: Exophiala oligosperma
Lineage: Eukaryota; Fungi; Ascomycota; Eurotiomycetes; Chaetothyriales; Herpotrichiellaceae
Exons: 2
Coding region: 156-3086 (976 amino acids)
Biological process (GO): organelle fusion; intracellular protein transport; vesicle-mediated transport
Cellular component (GO): HOPS complex; endosome
Molecular function (GO): protein binding; protein-macromolecule adaptor activity
Source: RefSeq, a predicted model, not a curated record